AUGGUGUGCAUUCCUUGUAUCGUCAUUCCAGUGCUGCUCUGGAUCUACAAAAAGUUCCUGGAGCCAUACAUAUACCCUCUGAUUUCCCCCUUUGUCAGUCGCAUAUGGCCUCGAAAAGCUGUGCAAGAAUCCAAUGAUGCAAGCAAAGGCAAAAUAGACUAUAAGGGGGCAGACAUAAAUGGAUUUCCAACACAAGGAUCGACAGAAAUCUCUGAUAAAAAGAAAGACUGA
Molecule: messenger RNA, 231 nt
Organism: Pipistrellus nathusii (Nathusius's pipistrelle)
Lineage: Eukaryota; Metazoa; Chordata; Mammalia; Chiroptera; Vespertilionidae
Source: the annotation of a GenBank genome assembly